AGCCUUACCAUCAUCAUGCCGUUGCUGUGUCUGUACAUCGCCGUAGCCUCCCUGGGAUUGGCAACAGCCCCCCCGCCUCCGAACAUAGCACUGAACAGACCAACAGGUUCGUCGAGCGCGUUUCCAUUUUCAGGUGUUACUUAUGGCCCAUCUCGAGCUGUUGAUGGAAACAUAGACCCCAAUUUCUUAAAUGGGAGCUGUUUUAGCAGCGACGUUAACGACAUCGAACCCUUCUGGUAUGUGGACCUUGAAGCGUUCUACGUCAUCGACUCUAUCACCCUUUUUAACAGAGGAGAUUGCUGUGAGGAGCGUAUCAGAAAUAUAACUAUCGAGGUAUUUGACCGUUUCCCAUUCACGGAAACACCCGAGGUGUGCGGACUGGUCUCAGGUGGCGUUCCAGCUGCCGGAACUAUAGCUAUCAUUUGUCCAGACUAUGUGGUCGGUCGUUACAUUCGGAUAUCUAAAAUGGCACUUGAUAAUUUCGACACCCUCCAGUUCUGUGAGGUACAAGUCCAGGGAUCGGCGUUAGCUUGUCCGGCCGGAUAUGAACAACUAGAUCGCUACUGCUUCUAUAGUUCCUGCUUCGCGACUACAUUCGCUCAGGCUCAGGAGUACUGCAACGUCCUCUUCACAGAUCUGGCAGAAAUUCGCACAACCGACAUGAACAACUUCGUCACCUCCAUCUUACCCGCCUACCCCAAAGAUGCCAACUACUGGAUUGGUGCUACCAACAUGGAAGACAAGGAGACCUGGCGGUACCUGUACGGAGACGCGGUCUAUCCGACCAACUUCACCUAUCCCCUUCUGAACGGGACCAGCCACAUGACGCCGUUUCUGGGCCUCUCCGACUCACAGGUGGUGGGCAACGACCCGAGGUCUGACAACUGCGCCCUGCUACGUUGCAACGACAACGGGGACUACCUCUGGGACCGACAAAGCUGCAACUCCAAGGAGUACUUCCUUUGUUGCGGUGUUCUUUCCACUGACAAUUAAGAUAGCAUUGUUACCUCCAGCUUCACUUUCGACUCAGUUCUGUAUCUCCGUCAGUUUAUCUCUUGUGGUUUAUCUCUCUCGUACAAUAUCAGCUAAUUUACUCAGUAUAUAAUGUCCGUACACAUUGUCGCUUGAAAUGUAAUUUGAAAUAAAUGCUAGCAAUUUCAAA
Molecule: messenger RNA, 1162 nt
Organism: Haliotis rufescens (red abalone)
Lineage: Eukaryota; Metazoa; Mollusca; Gastropoda; Lepetellida; Haliotidae
Exons: 6
Coding region: 16-993 (325 amino acids)
Source: RefSeq, a predicted model, not a curated record